CACAAAAGCGCUACUUGGGCAAACGUUCUGUGCGAGUGAAAUAGAGCAGACACAGAGCGAUCGGGUGGUGGCGAAAAUAUUCUAAAAUAUUGCCGAAAAACAAUGUUAAAAUAAGUGUGUAGGUUUAACUAGGCUAAAGUGCGUACUGAAAUUGCUAAUGUGACUGUUUUCCGCCGUUGGUUAUUGGCAAACCAUUGGUCGUUCUAUUCUGGGUACGACGAAACGCCUUCUUCCUCCGCACUGCAACACUUCCUCCGCUUCCUGUUCCACCUUUGCUAAACAGUUUGCAACGGAACAAGGGCAGGAACAGGAAACCAGCCACCCUACUCGCAGUGGUGUGCGUGUGCUUCAUCGUCGGAGAAACCGUUAGUGCGAGCGAGAGAGAGGGAGAGCGAGCGACAGCGCGUUUGCUGUUACACACCGAAAGAGUCAAGAUGGCCGAUCUGGACGCAGUGAAUCUCGGAUUAGACGAGACGGAGCGGGAUAUAGCGGAGGCGCUGGAAAACUCAUACGACACCCGAUCGGAAGCGUCCGGCGAUGGGGAUGCGGACGAGCCGGACGCGGACGAGGCCGACGGGUCGCAUCCAUCGAUCAGCUCGGUUAGCUCGGCCGAAUCCGACUCGGUCGGUACCGAUCUAGAGGAGGAGAACAACGACGACGACGGCGACGGUGGGGCAAGCGGCAAAAAGAAAAAGGGCGACGCAAAACCCACCCCAAAACAGGAGAACGGUGCCGCAAAGGGAAAGGAAACGACAAAGAAAAAGACGAAGAAAGCUGCGGCGGAUAAGACCGACGGCGACAAUGCAAAGGAAGAGGAGGAGGAGGAGGAUGAUGACGACGACGAUGAGGAGAAUGAUGCGAAGGAGGACGAGGAAGAGCUGGACGAUCCCAUGGAAGAGGACGAUGAUGAUGACGACGACGAGGAGGAAGAGGACGAUGACGAAGAGGAGGAUGAUGAUGAGGAGGAGCAAGGGCGCCGUAGCAACAAGCGGACAAAGAAAACUAAAGCAUCGUCGGCAAAGGGGGGAGCUGCAGGCAAGAAGAAAGUUGUCGCCAAAAAGGCGGCCGUUGCCAAGCAACCGCCCAAAAAGAAAGCUAAAACUGCGGCUACCACUACUGCUACCGCGGCCGAGAAGAAGGAAGGCGCUGAAAAGCCAACGGCUGCGGAGAAGAAGAAAAAGAAAGCGGCCACCGGUGCAUCACAGGAUGGGAAGAAGUCCGCCGGCAAGAAGAAGGAGGACAAGGAGUCCGCCGCUGGCGGUGCGAGCAAUGGUCCCGAGGAGAAGGAAGAUGCAGCCAACAACAGCACCAACAAUGCGAACGACACAAGCACCAGCAGUAGCAGCAGCAGUAGCAGCAGCAGUAGUAGCAGCGAGGCCGGCAGCAAAAAGGACGGACGCAAGUCGCGCAGCCGUAGCCCGGCGUCCGGUGCGCCGGAAGCGAAGCGCAGCCGCACGAAGGCGGCCGGCAAUGCGGCCGGCACGAAGAACACGGUCAAAUCGUACGACUACGUGACGAAGAUCAACUACCUGUUCCGGGAGGCGCGCUUCUUCCUGAUCAAAUCGAACAACCACGACAAUGUGGCGCUGUCCAAGAGCAAGGGCGUCUGGUCGACGCUGCCGCCGAACGAGGCCAACCUCAACCAGGCGUUCCGCGAGAGCCGCAACGUGAUACUGCUGUUCUCGGUGAAGGAGAGCGGCAAGUUUGCCGGGUUCGCGCGCAUGGGCGCGGAGGCGCGGCGCGACCUGCCAGCCGUCGACUGGGUGCUGCCGCCGGGCAUGUCGGCCAAGGCGCUGGGCGGCGUCAUCAAGAUAGACUGGGUGUGCAAGAAGGAGCUGCCGUUCACCAGCACCUCGCACCUGUACAACGCCUGGAACGACGACAAGCCGGUGAAGAUCGGGCGGGACGGGCAGGAGAUCGAGCCGAAGGUGGCGGAGGAGCUGUGCCGGCUGUUUACCGAGGACACCGGCAUCGACAUGACGCCGAUACUGAAGAAAUCGAAGGAAGCGUCCAAGCUGAUGAAGGAAAAGGCGGCCUCGAAGUCGUUCCGCCGGCCGCCCAACUUUGGCCGGCCCACGUCGUCAUCGUCGGGGCUGCGCAGCCGCAGCAGUGGUGGAAGUGGCGGCGGCGGCGGCAGCGGCGGUAUUGGCCCGAUACGGCGCGGUGGAAGACGCAUGUACCCGGGCCCGAGGGGUGGAAGAGAUGGCGGGGGUGGUGGUGGAGGCGGUGGCGGCGGCGGUAGUCGUUCCCAUGGGGGAAGCUCCAUGUUUGCACCGUACCGGAAAGACCGACAUGGCGGCGGCGGAAUGGGAGGAGGCAGCCGCCACGGAGGUCACGGAGGUGGUGGGAUGGGCCCCCGCAUGGGCAUGGGCGGUGGGAGCGGCGGCGAUGGAGGCGACCGUGGGGGCGGCGGUAUGUCGCGGGCCGCUGCAUUCGGGGCGAUGCACCAUCCGGCUCACCAUCAUCGUUGGGCGGAUGGGUACAGCUCGACUGCGGCGGCCGAGGCGUACGUGGCCGACUACAUGCGCAACAUGCAGAACCAGCUGCCUCCGAUGCCGUACGCGCCGCCGCCCGGGUUUCCCGCCAUGCCGCUACCGUACGACAAUAUGCCACCGCCACCGCGGUACUACGAUGGGCUGCCGAUACCGGAGUACCAGCUGCCGCCCGGUUCCAUCCCCGGCAGCGUGACCGGAGCCGGUGGCAUGCCGCCUCCCCGUAGCCAUGCGGCAACAGCGGCGGCCGCCGCCGCAAUAUACGACAAGCGUGCGUACGAGCAGAUGGAGGAGUUCAUGUGGAAGUCGGCCAACGGGAUGGGCGCUGGCGGUGCUGGUGGCGCCGGUGGCGGCGGUAGCAGCGGUGGCAGCCAGGGAGGGCUAAGCAGCGCGGUCGGAGGGCUGGUGGGCGGCCUGGCGACGAUGAAGGGACCGCCCCCGGUACUGCCCAGCCACGGUUACCAUGUGCCGCCGCCCAUGAUACCGCCGAUGCACCAUCACCACAUGCACCGGAAGAACGACCGUGGAGAUGGCGGUGUGGGCAAUUCGUCCGACCGUGGCGGACAGCAGCGGGGUGGAGAUCGCGAUCGGUCCAAUCAUCGCAGUGACCGUAACCAGCAACAUCGCGGUGGUGGUGGUGGUGGCGGCGGUGGCGGUGGUGGUGGUAACCGUGGAUACAACAAUCGUGAUAGACGAUGAUUCGAAGCUUCACCGUCCUACCAGUAUUCCCCGUACGAUCAGCAUGAUGGUGGUGCAUCGUACUAAUGCACCUUCCUUGCAAAGCAUUCAUCACUCUACGCCGCCGGAGGCUUUGACGUCACCCCACCCCCCUCCGAUCUUCGUGUGCAAUAACGUGUCUGUGUGUGUGUGUGUGUAUGUUUGUGUAUGAUGGUGUCCCUGCUGAUAUUUCAGGACCGCAUCCACAACACCGCAACAACUCCAUUUUGCAGCCCAACAGUUUCCCUAUCUCUCUGUCUGAAUGACCUCUCCCGUUGAUCAAUGCGCGAAUCAAUGAAGCGUUCAGACCGAGGGGUAGGAAUUUCCACAUCGCCGUCACAGCAGCAUUCAUCUCACCGGAAGAAAACCUAUCGCGUGUUGCUAUGGACAACAGAACGUGCGAGCAGCAGCAGCAGCAGCGGGCAAUCAAGUUGUCUGGAUUUGCCAUCUUUGCAGUCUUCAAGCUCCAACCACACACCGUACGGAACGCGGUGAACGGAUGCUGUGUUGCGUUACGGACCGGCACAUUCCUCGUAUCUCGAGGAAGGUGUUAGUCCCGCCAACGCCAUCGGCCGCAGCAUCAGCAGCAGCAACAGUGUGAGCACAGAAGUGCAUCGAUUCGGUUCGGUGCAAUGAAGUUGGCGUUGGCGUCUACUGCGGUUGUGCGCGAGUGCGAUUUACGAAAAAGCGAAAAGAAAGAGUGCGGUCGAGUGCAUUUUUGUUUUGUUCUUCUUAAGUUCUGUGAAGAUCAUGGCGUGUCGCGGUAUGUUACGGUUCCGGUGUUUUCGAAGUGUGAGUUCAAAGUGUGAUAUGCGAGGGGCGUCCUGGCAUUUGCGGCGAAAAGUUUUGCUGUAGGCUCAGAUCUCAGAGGCAUAAGAAACCAAGAAAAUGUGGAGGGGGCGGUAGCGGCGAGUUUCAGUUUUUUUGCAUACAGCGCCAAUGCGUGAUGCGCAAGGAAUUUGUAGAUUAGGGCGAACAAAGGGAAAGUGAAUGCAUAAUGCAUAAUAACGGUGUGGCUAGAGGCUGGGGCGCGUGUAUGUGAAUAUAGUAGGGGGGAAAGCGUUCUAUUAUGCGGACUAGUAUAUAUUUUAAUAUUACAAAAAUCUACAAACAGCGAAAAAGAGCGAAAAACAACAACACACAGGCAACAACGGCGGUGCUAAAUCGUAGGGAUUGGAAAGGUAGUUUCCAACAAGGAAAAGAAGGGGGAGCUUCUCCUUUAAUUUGCUCUUGCGAUACAUAUAGCAGGCGAAUGAACUCUGUUUUUUUUUGCGGCAAUCCCGGAAGCAAAACAGCAAAUCCUACUACUGAACAUCCGCAUAAAUAAGCUGAAAAACAAAACCGCAAAACAGCAAAACAGUGAAUAUGUACAUCGCGGCGAUAUAAUUAUGCAUUAGAUAAGUAUGAGCUAAGCAUUAGUUUUUUUUACGAUCGACCGAUCGCAACCGUCAUGAAGCGAUCCACAUUUAAUUUAAACGACACUAAAAAAGGACGAUCCGAGAGCGAGAGUGUCUAUGUGUGUGUGUGUGUGUGUGUGUGUGUGUGUGGUUGUGUUUAUGUUUUCGACGAUCGCUCAUAAAAAAAUGGUUAGAAUGCUAAGAAGUUUGGUGGUGCAAUAAGAGAAAAUCCUUAAGCACAGACGGUCGUGAAUAUCGCGCACCGCAAUUCUAGGACAGGCAAACAACAAAACAAAUUUGCGUGCGCAUAAGUGUUUUUUACUAGUUUUUUUUUUUUUAAUCCAAAGUGUUUGCGUGUUUAUGAAAAUCAUUUCGAACUUUCGGAUAAUCGUCCGACCCCGUUUGCGAUGGAAAUAAAUUAUUAAAUAGGCAUAACGCAUAUGCAUCCGGUAGCAUGUUAGGCACGAAAAACACAACUAUAAAACCAAGCACACACAACAUAAGAACACACAAACACACGAAAGCUGAAGUCUAUUGCGAUAAAAUAGGAAAGAUAGAGAGAGAAAAAGGAAGAACGCUCUGCCGCUACAAUCUCAGCCACUCUUUAUAAUAGGAAGUUACUUACAGAUAAGCAACACUAGAGCGUUUGAUGGAAAAGAAAAACACACCCGAUAUCAUCGCCCACAAACAAGCUUACCCAGGACGAAUGUGUAAGGCUCUGUCACACGAUAGCCAGCAGCAAACAUGCAGACGCAAUACGACAAGGGGCGACAAAUGAUCCCUUGCGCGUGGCUAGUAGGAAUCUAUGAACAUUUUUACGCUAGUGAACCACCACCCUCUCCAUCUACCCGCAAUUACACACUGUCUUUAAGUCGUUCGGCAGCAAAAUGCUACUACAACCUACACGCAGUAUAAAUGUAUUCAAUAAAGUUACAACCACAAAUCUAAUAACCAAUCCCCCCCGUACCGCAACCACCAAUAAUAAUGGACCUUCUUGUUGCCUGUUUGCGCCACAAACGGAAGCGCGCACGUGCUACCAUUGAGUGUCUGAAACGAAAAUAAAGAGUGGUUCGAUCGAAAUGGACUUGUGCUUUGCAGCGCGAAGCACAUAGCGGGGGAUCGGGGGCUCCGUCGGAAGUAGGAAGAUCUCCAGUGUGCGUGAAUAUUGUGGCCAGUGCUUCGUGGAGUGCGUGUGUGUAGAUAGAUGUGUGGCAUACGAUCGCCAAAAUCCUCUCGCAGAGAAAGAGAGGGUACGUGGGGACACUCUUGCACAUCAAUCCCAAAAAUGUGUCUUCGCCGCGGGAAUAGUGUGUACGAGUGAUAAAGAUUGGGGUGGGGCGUACUAUUGAGCGAGUUAUAAAAACGGGGGAAUUGUGGGCGAUCAUGAAAAAUCAAGAACUGUUCAAGCGGCUCUCCCACCUGGGACAUAUCCUUUUGCGAAGGAUUACUCAACGCUUUGGUCAUGAUCAUCAUCAGCCGCCGCCACCACGAGUGUGUGUGUGUGUUGCUGCCGGCACUCGCCAGUGUAUUCGUCCAUAUUUACCUUAAAGUGCAAUGAAACGAAGAGAUCUGUUCGAUCACUAACCUGUGAUGAUUGUUGUGCGCGUAUAACGAACGAUCGACCCCUGCCCCCGACAGCAACAUUGCUUAGCCUGCUUUGUCCGGGGGGUCCUGAUCGUUGUUUGGUGCAUGGUGUGUGUGUGUGUAAUCGACGAGCUUAUUUUUCAUACCCAUGAACUUCCCGUCCACAUGCACACGGCGUAAGAUAUACAAAAAGAAAUAGAGCGAAUGACCGAUGGAGAAGGGGAUUGGGAUUGAAGUGUGUGUGUUUUCGAAAUCCAUCCAUCGGUGGGGGAAACAAUGUGUUCAAAUCAUCCAUAAUGGCUCGUGAAAAUGGUGGCAUUUAAGAAAAAAGGACCCUUUACUUCUAAAAAGGACUACCAAAUAUAUCCAUGCCUGACAGAGGAGUCCUACGAUUUAAGGUUCGGGUUAUGAGCAAACAGAAGUGCAACCUUUUUUACAUGUAUCCCCUGUAUGGUGGAGGAAAUACAGGGGGUGAGUUUUUGUGAGCGAACGUAGCAUAGUGAAGGCGGUCUCCCCGGCGCGCACACGUGUCUGUGAGAAAGCAUGAAUUAAGAGACUUUACUUUUAACUGGCUGCAAAACCAGCAUUUCUCAUGUAGUACGCGUGUGUCGUCUGCCAGUGUCUCGAAUGAUAGAUUCUAUGAAUCUCACAUCCUACUGGAUCGACAAAUAGUGCAGAGUUUACUACAACUUCCACUACUACUAUUGUGUCUCUCCCGCACCCAUUACACUUUCUGUGAAAGUGCGUAUCAUCAGUAUCAGCAGCCUGUGCAGUUGCGUAGUGCGCAAUCGUUGGUUGCAUGCCAAACGGCACGAAGAAGGAAGAACGCUGGUCCGCGAAUCUCAUCGGGAAAGCAUUGUUUUGCUCUCACCUGUACUUUGCAAACCUUGCGCGCGUGGUGUGUUUGAUUAGUAUUCCUCCCCUUUCAGCGUGGAGCGGGAGUGAAGCUGAUCGCAUCCAACGAUGGAGAACGUCGCGUUUUACCACCGGGAAUACCUACGCCCAGCAAGGUAUACAUCCGCGGAUGUACGUGCUUUGGAAAGUCGACCGAUGUGCACAUACAACGACGUGCAAACCCAGCCGUGCAUCCUACGGAUGCAUCUAAUAGACUGACGGCGUAAUUCUGCAGCGCAAGAAAAAAUCUUUCUCUACCGGAUCUACCGGAUAAUCCAUGGCUGUGUGGAAGAUGGCCCCUAAUUAUCAAAAAAAAAAAAAAACUACAACAAAAUUUCCUUAAAAAAAUGUGGGUUUUUCUAGUGAGGGAAAGCUCUAGAGCGAAAAGAACAAAAACUUUUGGGUACGGAGUCUAGGAUACGUUUACAGUCCUUUUGAUGAUAAAAUCUAAAUUCUUCUUUUGCUAAACGAUUUUACUUAAUGUGAGGUAAACGAUCCCGGUUUGUUGUGCGGGACUUUGCAUUUGUGCUUUGCAUUUGUGCCUAUACUUUACUAGAUGUGACUUUUAAAUUUUAAAACAUACAUGGACAAGGUGGGAAUUACCUCUUGCGUCCAGGAUAUAUUUUAUAAAUCAGAUACAGAGAGAGAAAGAGAAAGAUACAGUUUAUUGUGAAAAUCUCGUUUUAGAGGAGUCGUAUUUUAGUUCCUUAUUUGCAACACCAAAUCAUAUCAAAGAUUGUUGAGUGAAAAGUAUUUAAAAAUUGAUACUAUUUAUGGAUACUGUCCUAUUUAUGGAUAAAUUUUAGCCGAGUACAAGUUGCCGAAACGCGUGAAGUAGCAAAUCGUUAGCAAAGUAGUUGUGCAAAACUGUGUCUAUGAAUGGUUAACGUUUCCUUGACGGCUGAUUUAGAUGUACACCGAUUGAUGUUACUAGACUUCCUGAUACCCAAGACAAAUAUUUAUUAGAUAUACAUGCAUACAUUAACGUGA
Anopheles gambiae (African malaria mosquito) is the source of this 8074-nucleotide messenger RNA. It is a transcript of the gene Ythdc1, whose product is annotated as YTH domain-containing protein 1. Gene Ontology annotation, biological process: mRNA splicing, via spliceosome; regulation of alternative mRNA splicing, via spliceosome. Gene Ontology annotation, molecular function: N6-methyladenosine-containing RNA reader activity; mRNA binding. The coding region runs from base 435 to 3191 and encodes 918 amino acids. The transcript is spliced from 4 exons. Gene Ontology annotation, cellular component: nucleoplasm. NCBI's taxonomy places the organism in Eukaryota, Metazoa, Arthropoda, Insecta, Diptera, Culicidae. The record is from RefSeq and is a predicted model, not a curated record.